GACACGGGUAUAUAAGCAGGCGCCCGAGACGAGACUGGCACUUCAUGCUCAGCUGUGUUACAGAAAUUCAUGUACCAGUAUCUACUGUAUUGACAUAAUGAAGAGAAAACGACAAUUGAGUUUAAAAUCAACAAAUGAAUCUCGUGAAGGACAUUCUACCAGAUUCUUCUACGGUAACUCACAGACACAAAAAUCUGACGAAAAUUUGACAUUUUCUUCAUCGUCAUCAACUCCAAAGACAGAAGAGUCAGAACAUCGAAAAGCAGAGAAGAAAACUUUUGUCAUGAGUGGAAGAUUUAGAUUAAAAUCACCAACCAGAUCUCGCGAAGAAGUGUGUGUCAGUUCGAUUGGAAAGACUGAAAAGCAAAUUUUAUCUUCGAGUAAAGGACCGGAAAAAAAAUUUCAUUUCAUAGUCAAAGAUUAAGUUUGAAAUGUAAGUUUU
This is a messenger RNA of Leptopilina heterotoma, 442 nucleotides long. RefSeq lists its product as uncharacterized. Bases 98 to 424 code for a protein of 108 amino acids. The record is from RefSeq and is a predicted model, not a curated record. The transcript has 4 exons. NCBI's taxonomy places the organism in Eukaryota, Metazoa, Arthropoda, Insecta, Hymenoptera, Figitidae.